This is a messenger RNA of Python bivittatus (Burmese python), 4965 nucleotides long. RefSeq names its product insulin receptor substrate 4 (gene IRS4). Gene Ontology annotation, cellular component: cytosol; plasma membrane. Gene Ontology annotation, biological process: insulin receptor signaling pathway. NCBI's taxonomy places the organism in Eukaryota, Metazoa, Chordata, Lepidosauria, Squamata, Pythonidae. The record is from RefSeq and is a predicted model, not a curated record. Gene Ontology annotation, molecular function: insulin receptor binding; phosphatidylinositol 3-kinase binding.
CAUCUCAUGCUCCUGCUGAGGAAAUCGCCCAGCACCUCCCUCUGCCUCGUGCAGGAAGAAGAUGCCCUGUUGCCCGGGGACCCCGCAGCCCUGGGGCGAACUGGAGCCCCCACCACCCCCCUGGGGCGGGGUGGGCCUCCAGUGAGCUGCGCCAGGGGGUCCGCUCCCACGCCCCCAGCGGGCAUCGCCUGGGGGGACGAUGUGAGGAAAUGCGGCUCCUUGAGGAAGCAGAAGCAUGGGCACAAGCGGUACUUCGUGCUGCGGGCGGAGAGUCACCUGGGCCCAGCCCGGCUGGAAUACUAUGACAGCGAGAAGAAGUUCAAGAGCAGCUUGAGAGCGGCGGCGGCAGCAGCCGGAGGGAACGUGGCCCUUUGCUGCCCAUCGCCGAAAAGGGUGAUUCCUCUAUACCAGUGCUUCACAGUCAGCCGGAGGGCAGAUGCCAAGCAUAAACACAUCAUUGCCCUGUAUACCAAGGAUGAGUAUUUCGCGAUGGUUGCCGAGAACGAACCUGAGCAAGAAGGGUGGUACCAGGCUAUUAGUGAGCUCAUGAGCCAAAGCAAGAGAGGGUUCUUGGAGCAGGAAGACCAGGCUGAUCAGCAGCUGGACGAUGAUGACGAGCAUUACGGAGCUGCUCUUCGCCCAGGAACUGUGUUCAAAGAAGUUUGGCAAGUCAACGUGAAGCCUAAGGGCUUGGGGCAGACAAAGAAUUUGACUGGGGUGUACAGAUUAUGCCUCUCCAGCAAGGCCAUUCACCUGAUCAAGCUGAAUACCGAAGUACCCUCUGUCCACCUACAACUAAUGAACAUUCGGCGAUGUGGGCACUCAGAAAACUUUUUUUUCAUUGAAGUGGGCAGAUCUGCCUCCAUUGGACCAGGUGAGCUAUGGAUGCAAGUAGAUGAUUCAGUGGUUGCCCAGAACAUGCAUGAGACUUUUCUAGAGACCAUGAAAGCUCUGAAAGCCUUCUCUGAGUUCAGACCUCGCAGCAAGAGCCAGUCUUCUGGUGGUGGCAGCAGUACUAAUCCUAUUUCCUUCAUAACUACCAGGAGGCAUCUUGGUAAUCUACCACCUAGCCAGACUGGCUUACAAAGAAGGUCCCGAACUGAAAGUGUUACUGGGGGGACUCCUCCCACUACCAAAAGUAGCAGUGCUUAUCGCUUCAGAACUUCUAGUGAAGGGGAGGGGACAAUGACCAGACCAUUUAGAUCAGUUACUGGAAGUCUGAUUCAUUUGAAUACUGCAAGGAUGAAUUUGGGCCGCCAAGAAGGGAGCGGACGAUACGUUAGAGCAGCAUUUAGCUCUUCUUAUCACACUAGGUCUGCCUCUCUACCAGUUUCUCAUUUUCCUUCUACUACUAGUCCCAUCAGUGUUUCUUCAAGUAGUGGGCAUGGAUCAGUUACAGAUAACCUUGUAAGGCCUUCCAGUUCAUCUGUCUGUGGAUCCCCAAGUGAUGGAGGUUUCAUUUCUUCAGAUGAAUAUGGUUCUAGCCCUGGAGACUUUAGGUACUUUCGUGUGAGAAGUAACACACCAGAUUCCUUGGGCAAUACUCCACCAAUCAGAGAAGAAAAUUGUUUAAAUGAAUACAUGUCUAUGAACAAACAGCAAACAGAUAAUAGUUCAAGAGAUGAUUACCGGGAUGCUGAUAAAUGCUUUCGAAAAAGAACAUACUCUUUAACUAAGCCUGCUUCAGUACCAGGGCAACAGAAAACAACCCAAACUGCUUUAGAUGAAGAUUCCUCAGGAAGCCAUGGACGCCUGUCUUGUUCUGAAUCACCAAGAUUCAAAAAUAACCCUGAACCUGAGUACGAGGAAUCAAUUCUUGAUUCUGUAUGUAAUCAAAGCAGGAAUAAAGCCAGAGAUGAUGGGUACAUGCCAAUGAUGCCAGGAGUUGCAUCUUCUCUUGCAAGCAACAGUGACUACUUGCCAAUGACUCCUAAAAGUAUGUCUGUUCCAAAACAGAUUAACAGUUCCUGGUUGUCAUCUCAGGCUGAUUCUAAAGGAUAUAUGAUGAUGUUUCCCCGAGCUAUCUCUUCACCUAUACGUAAUCCUUUAACUGAAUUUAAUUCUAAAACUGGUCAUGAAAAGUCCACAAAUAAUGAGUACAUGGAUAUGUCUCCUGGAAAUUCUGCUGCUCCAAAGCAACCCUGUGAUCCAGAUUAUAUGCAUGCCAACAUUGAUUCCAAAAAUCUUGGCUCAUAUUUCUCUCUCCCACGAAGCUUUAAGACUCUGACUGGGGAACAUGAUGAAUAUGUUCCAAUGUCAUCACCUGGAAAAUUAUUGUAUGUUGGAUCUGAAAAUGGUAAAAAUAUCAGCAGUGAAGUUCUGGCUAAUGGCCUUUCCAGAUCACCCCUUCAGAAAAGUUCAGAAGAAGGCCUUGCACAGAAUAGGGUUACUAGGCCUACGAGACUUCCACUAGCUACUAGAGGUAGUAACACCAUACCAAGAAUGUACGAUCGCACAAUUCCACUUGAGCCAUCCAGCCCUGGUGAAUAUAUAAAUAUUGAUUUUGGUGAAAAAGCAAGUAAUACACCAUAUUCUUUAUCUGCAGAAGGAUCUCCAUCAUCUCUUGGUUCCAGUAGUGACCAUAGGCAGUCCCCGCUUUCUGACUAUAUGAGUGUUGAUCUUGAUGUUCAGUCCCCCAAAGCUGCUAAAGAACUAUCUAACUCUUUGACAGAUAUUUCAAUUUAUGCAAGUUCGAGUAUCCCUAGAAACCUGCCUGAUGCUGAUUAUGCUAGACUCUCAUUUGGUACUGCUUGUGUUAGCACGGCACGUGGUAGGAUUGAUGACUACACCGAGAUGACCUUCAACAUGGCAGCCACACCACCUGGACCAUUUGCCACAGAAAGCAAAAAUGGAUUAAAGAUUGAUAGUCCUCCUUCUAUAGUUAACAGACUGUGCAUUGUUGACCAAUAUGCUAGCAACAGUGACUUCUCUGUUUCUAGUCCUGAUCCUCCUGUAGUACCUAAAGUCAUUCGUGCUGACCCACAAGGAAGGAGGCGGCAUAGCUCUGAAACCUUUUCUUCUGCAACCACUGUUACCACUUCCUCCUCUUUCUUUACUGAUAGUAGUAAAAGGCACAGCUCUGCCUCUUUUGACAAUGUGUGGUUGAAACCUGAAGAACAUAUUUCAGAUGGCCAUGAAGGCAAGAUGUCCAGAGAUACUUCAACUGGAUUUCAGAAUGGCUUAAAUUAUAUAGCUCUAAAUUUACGGGAGAAUUCACUAAACUGUGAGGAGAGCCCUAAUACACCAACUUGCCACCUCCCGAAUGGUACUCUAAAUCUGGAAAGUGGAGUAUAUGUAAGCAUAGAUUUCAGCAGAUCAGAAAGUUUGAAGUGCAACUCCGCAAGGAAAGACUGAUGGCAUUACCAUGGAAACCAUUGUGAGAAGAACAGGCUUUCCAGCUGGUAUCUCCAUAACUGUGUGGUGCUUUUGGAAGCAGAGCCCACCUCCAGCCAACUCUGUUCACUUCCACCAGCACAGACAUGGACAUGCAUCAUUGGAAUGAUAUUUCAUUGAGUGGUGGUUGAGUCUACAGUUGUGCUGAUCCAAAUGAACUUUUAUCAUGGAUGAGUUUGGAUGAAAGAGGUUUCUCUCUCCCCACCCCACUCUCUGGCUCUCUUAGCGUCAUCUGUGAGACAAUAUGAAUGCUUGAGUAGAAAUGAUAACUUUCUGCACUACUUCUACAUCUUCUGCACCAGUUUUUGUUUUGAGAAGUCACAGUAUCAGAGAAGCUUCCUAAUAUGGGUUUGCUUUUCUAGUACUUGAAGUGAUAGCUAAAACAUUUUAUCAUUGGCUUAGAGUUAUUAUUUUUUGGCAAUUAUAAACCCAUUUUGAGAGGAUGGGGAAAACAUGUCAAGGCGACGAUCCUAAGCAAACUUAUUUGUAACUCUCAUUGAAAUCAGUAGAUCAUAGUUUCAGAGCUAGAGGCCUGCAGCUAAUCUUUUGGAUAGCAGAAUUCCAACAGACACACACGCAACACUCCCAGUUCCCAUUAACUAAAAAGUAGACUCUGGGAGAACGCUCUUUCCAUUGCCUGCCUGUUCUUGCAUGUGCCAUAGAGAUGCUCUCGUUUACCUUUCCCUGCCUCCUCUGGAGAAGCUACCACCUCUCUUCUCCCUCCCACCUUGGCAAAGAAGCCCUUUCUCGAUUGUUCCCCGGGUGGCCCCUUGGAAAGCUGGACCGCUGAAGCAAGCUGCAAAGGUAGCUGCAAUUGCUGGAAAGCAGGUGAACUAACUGCCCGUCGGUAGGGGGGAGCAUAUAGCAUGGUUCCUCUUCCUCUUUUCUUCUGCAAAGAGAAUGAGGCAAGCAGAGGUCACAGUCUUGUCCUCAGUUACAAGGGAGUAACCGCCAGUGAAUUUAGUGGUACUUAAAGGCAAACACACAUAGAAUUGGGCUGUAAAUGUACAGUCCUCUCACACACUGGUCCUCCCAGAUUGAUCCCUACCAGGUGAUGGUGAGAUUUCACAGCCACAAAGAGCAAUAUGCUGUAAAGGAGAGAAGUGGUACUCUCUUUUUUUUGUUUGUUUGUUUGUUUAAUUUCACUUUACGGUACAAUAAAUUUAUGAGUCCUAUUUUUUUUUUAAAUAAAACUAUGCCCUCUUAAAUUUAAGAGUGUUCUGAGAAUAUCUGGAAUGUAAAAAUAGAAUUGAAUAAUUGGUUGUAUCUUGAUUAUAGUUAAAGGAUUUUCUUAUGUCCCUGUAUAGUUACUUCUAUGACUUUUAAAUUUUGGAUAAAUGGGGAGUUGAUUUUUUUAUAAGCUGAAAUGGAAAAAUUGCAGACUUUGCAACUGUAUAUUACCCUUGCAUUACGAUGUUAAUGUGCUGUAGAGCUUUUAUAGAGAGAAUCCCUUAAUCUUACACUUUGAUAAAAGAUCCCUUUUAUUUGGAGCCAUUCUUUAUUUUCCCCUAAAGUUAGCAAAAGCGUAACUAAUACAUUAUUAUUAUUAUUAUUAUUAUUAUUAUUAUUAUU